AUGCGACUGUUGGAUAUUGCAUUCAUUGUGCAGUUAUUUAUAUUAUUUAUUAAUGCUGCAAGAGAUUUCUACGAGGUGUUAGGUGUUAAACGUGAUGCAUCAACAGCACAAAUCAAGAAAGCAUUUCGGAAUUUAGCACUUAAAUAUCAUCCGGAUAGAAGUAAUGAUCCAAAUGCACACGAGAAAUUCCGAGAAAUCGCGGAAGCGUACGAAAUACUUGCUGAUGAACAAAAACGACGAGAGUAUGAUGCUGGUGGUUGGUCUUAUGAUCAGCAACAACAGCAUGCUCACGACUUCGACUUUGAUUCCUUCAUGCGUGAAUUCCAAGAAAGUAUGAAUAUUCAUCGAAGAAGUCAUGAAGAUGUGCACAGGAAAGCUCACUGGAAAGCAACUCAUGGUCGCAGUUUAUUUGAUGAUCUUUGGGAUGGUUUUGAUAUGUUUCCAUCUUUCGGUGAUUUUGGAAGUAUCGGAAAUGUCGAUGGAUUUGAUGGAAUACAUUUCGGACAUUUCCAGUCAAAUCCAGCUUCAAUGUAUAUGAAAGCAACAAAUCAAGGAGGACAGAGGUGUCAAACGGUGACGAAAAAAACGGGUAAUAUGAUGACCACACAAACAAUAUGUACUAGUGGUUAG
Molecule: messenger RNA, 630 nt
Organism: Cercopithifilaria johnstoni
Lineage: Eukaryota; Metazoa; Nematoda; Chromadorea; Rhabditida; Onchocercidae
Source: the annotation of a GenBank genome assembly